This is a messenger RNA of Apis cerana (Asiatic honeybee), 1878 nucleotides long. RefSeq names its product 17-beta-hydroxysteroid dehydrogenase 13. Lineage: Eukaryota; Metazoa; Arthropoda; Insecta; Hymenoptera; Apidae. Gene Ontology annotation, cellular component: lipid droplet. Gene Ontology annotation, molecular function: oxidoreductase activity, acting on the CH-OH group of donors, NAD or NADP as acceptor. The record is from RefSeq and is a predicted model, not a curated record.
AUUUAAUGUCGAAUUAAAAAUUAUAUUUAUAAAUUAAAAUAAAUUAUUUAUGCCAAUGAAAUUGUAUCAUUAUAGUUAUUGAAUUUAUAAGAUAAGCAAAUAAAGUUCGAAUUGCAAAUAAUUCUUUGAAACGAAUGAAAGUGAAUAAUAUGAAAUUUAAAAUUGUUUUAUUUAAAUCUAUUUAAAAGAAUAUAGAAGUAACAAUAACGGCGGUUAAAAGUUUUAAAAGUAUUGUCGAAUACGUGGUAUGUAAUAAUAAGAUUUAAUAAUUUUUACUAGAUACGAUCAAAAAAUUUAUACUAAUGCUUUCUAAUAUUAUAAUAAUCAUAAAUUAUUUUAAGUAAAUUUUUAAUGAUACUUUACUGUAUAAAUCUUAUUUACUAUAUAAAAUCCUAAAUACGUUAUCACAAUUAUCGUAACAUAAUUUGAUAUAAAAUAUUUAUAUUUAUUUAUAAUAUUCAAAUUUAAUACACUUUUUCAUCUUAUUUUUAUUUUAUUCAAAUUAUUUUUUAUUACGAUUUAGUUUUGAUUAUUUUAUUUAAGAUAAUGAAGAAUUUAAAAAGAAAAUUUAAACCACCAAAGAUGCUGCUCAGAUUAUAUUCUUUGGUUAUUUUAAUAGUAGAUCUUGUGACACUUUUAUUUGGAAUAUUUUUUGCUAUUUUAAUUGCAUUAUAUAGAAUAUUUAGACCUCCUCCCUUAAAAAGUCUUCGUGGAGAAGUUGCAAUGGUUGUUGGUGCAGGACGAGGCAUAGGUAGAGAAUUAGCAAUUCAUUUGUGUCAACUUGGUGUUAAUGUUGCUUGUGUAGAUAUUAAUAUUGAAAAUUGUAGUAAUACUGUACAGUUAGCAUCUAAAUCGCUAGGAAUUGCUAAAAUGUAUAUUUGUAAUAUAACACAUAAAGAUGAAGUAGCUCAUACAGUGAAUGUUAUUCAAUCAGAAUUAGGUGAAGUUACAAUGCUUUUCCAUUGCUGUAGUAUACCAAGCCCUAGAGCAUUAGUUCAAGAUCCACCAGAAAUAAGACAUACGAUUGAUUUGACUAUAUUGAGUCAUUUUUGGUUAUUAGAUACAGUUUUACCAUGUAUGGAGCGUGCUGGUAAAGGUCAUAUAGUGGUUAUGUCAUCUGUGGCUGGCCUUUCUGGUGCUGCCACAGGAGGGAAAAGAGUUUCUUUAUCCACUGCACAAUUUGCAAUUCAAGGAUUAGCUGAGUCAUUACAUACAGAGUUAAGACAUUCAAACAGUAAUAUUAUAAUUUCUUUAGUCCAUGUUUAUCCAUUUAUUGUAGGUGCUGAAGUAGCAAAAGAUAUUCGUUUUAGAAUACCAAGUUAUUUUGGCACAAUGCCUGCCGCGGAAGCAGCUAAACAAAUUUUAGAUGGAGUUCGUCGAAAUUAUGCGGAAUUUAGUGUACCUGGAUAUUUGCUUUACUUAGGACAUAUUUUUAGAAUACUUCCAAAGAAGGCCUCGUUUAUGUUACGCGAUUUACUAGAUACCGGUGUUGACUUUGGAUGAAAAUCAAAUUUCCUAAUUAAAUAUGAGAGAAUGUAUUUUUAUUAUAAAAUUAUAAUAUACAUUGCAAAAUAAUGUAUGGAAAAACUGUUGCUAAGUUUUUACAAUAAUAUACAAGAGAAUUUUAAAAUGUAUUGAAAAAUGAAUAUUUUAUUUAGUUUUGUAUAUACUUUGAUCUUUGAAAUGUCUUUCAAUAAAGAUCAACAAAAUUUGUAACUUUUAUUAUAAUUUUUGUAUAAAAUUUCAUUUUUAUAUAUUUUAACGUUUGUAAAAAUAAAAUAAUAUAAUAUAUUAUUUUAUAAAUAAUAUUAAUUUAUAAAUAAAUAAUUAUACGUGUUGCGCAUAAAAUAUUAUGGCGCAACUGAAAUAUUAAAGAUA